Messenger RNA from Eurypyga helias (sunbittern), 528 nucleotides. It is a transcript of the gene CEP19, whose product is annotated as centrosomal protein 19kDa. The coding region runs from base 37 to 528 and encodes 163 amino acids. Gene Ontology annotation, cellular component: ciliary basal body; spindle pole; centrosome. The transcript has 2 exons. NCBI's taxonomy places the organism in Eukaryota, Metazoa, Chordata, Aves, Eurypygiformes, Eurypygidae. The record is from RefSeq and is a predicted model, not a curated record. Gene Ontology annotation, biological process: trans-Golgi to periciliary membrane compartment transport; microtubule anchoring at centrosome.
AAACUGACCCCGCGUGAGCCAGCGGCAAGACCCGUAAUGACUUACGUGGCAAAGAAGUGCGGCAUCAGCUUUCAGCCUCCAUCCGUCGUCCUGAUCUACAAAGACGACGCCACGGAUAAGACUCGCCGGCGCAGCAUGCCUGUCAGAAAUUUCUCCAGGUUCUCAGACUGCAGCUUGGCAGCCGAGCAGCUGAAGAACAACCCCCGGCACAAGGCUUACCUAGAAGGAGUCUCACUGCGUCAGCUCAAGAAGCUGUACAGUUUGCUGAAGGGUCACCUGGGAGGAGAGAGCCUGGCCGAGAGCUUGGAAAAGUUCCGUCAGGAAGAGACCAUUGACCCAGAAGAGGAUAUGAACAAACUAGAUGACAAGGAACUAGCCAAAAGGAAGAGCAUCAUGGAUGAGCUCUUCGAAAAGAACAGGAAGAAGAAGGACGACCCAGAUUUCAUCUAUGACCUUGAGGUUGAGUUUCCAGAGGAUGAGCAGCUGGAGUCCUGCGGCUGGGAUGUGGAGUCAGGUGAAGAAAUCUGA